AUGCCGCCCCCAGAGCUGAGGCCCGGCCGGCACCACGAGGGUCAUCUCAGAGCUCUCCGGGGGCCCUCCGUGGCACCCGCCACCAGGGUGGCCGCCCGGAGGGUGCAGGUGGGGCCCGCAGCCACGCCCCCGCUACGCUCAGGUGGGGCCCGCAGCCACGCCCCCCGCUACGCUCAGGUGGGGCCCGCAGCCACGCCCCCGCUACGCUCAGGUGGGGCCCGCAGCCACGCCCCCCGCUACGCUCAGGAGCGCCGCGACGCCCAGCCCCAGGUCCCGAGCUCCCGGAAGCCGGCGGCCGCCCACUACCCCAGCUCGGAUGUCCACUCAGCAAACAGGCCCGAGCAGCCAUCGGGGGGCGGGCAGCUAGGCUUGGGUGGGGGGCCCGGGGAGCCCCGAGGGAGCCCUGAGCUAGCAGCCUGGGGCUGGGGCCGGGCCCCCACCCACGCCCUUGAGGGCACAGGAGGCCGGGUGGCCGCUCCCUGUGUUGUGAAGACCAGCGCGGGACGGCAGGAGAGCCCGCGGCUGCUGCCUGACCGCGCCGCUGACGUGUUCUCCCCAAAUCUGGUGGCUGAGGGGCCGGGGGCAUUCGGCCUCAUCGGCGUGGGGGCGCUGACCGACCUGCGGUACCUGAAGUGUCGUGAGCUUCCAGCUACGCGGAUCUACUUACCUGCCGUUGACUUGGAACUCCAUUUCGACGUGACUCGCGAGUUGCUUCGGCGUCUGGCGUGGCUCGGCACUCACCGCGGCUCGUGGGUCUCCAGACCUACCGUUCGCUCGGUGUUCGGAAGCCUCAGGCUGUCUCCUGAGGACCUUCCUGUCCGCGCCCUCCCCGGGGAGGACUCGUGGGCCACCGAGUGUCCUGGGCUCGGGGUCCUCCCCCGACUGGAGCGGGAGCCGGACAUCGGAGACCGGCCCUGCGGCUGGCUGGCUGGUUUCCACCACCGGGCCGGGCGCUGCGGCCCACGGCCUGAGCCUCGCGGUGUGGGGCCGCUGACCGAGCGCAGCGGGGCUGUGGGGGCACUCGAGCGCUGCGGCCUGACCAGCGUCUUACGGGAGGCCGACCUGGACGAGGCCUACCAGGACGCGGCCAGCAACGUGCUCGUGGCCAUCUGCAAGCACGCGUGGCGGGCUGUGGCCUCGCGCCUGGAGGCCGAGCUCCUGACGGGCGUCUUCCCGCACCGCAGCUUCCUCUACGUGAUGGGCGUCCUGUCCUCCAGCGACCAGUUCUCCAGCCAGGACGAGAAGGUGUGCUGGGACCAGCAGCUGCUGAAGGUCCUGCUAGACAAGGAGCCCCAGGACACGCUGUGCACGGCCAGCCGCCAGCAGGCCAUCUGCCUCAUCUCCAGCCUCUGUGACCUCAGGCCCCCCCCGGACUUGGAGAUGAGGUCGCGGCUGCUGUCCACCUGCUUCCGCAGCGUGCUGAGCCUGCCGCUGCUCGACGUCCUGGAGAAGCACACCUGUCUCUUUCUGGAGCCGCCCAACGUGCAGGAGCUCUACGCCAGGCUGUGGGAGGCCCUGGACCAGAUGCUGCAGGACUUCCUCCGGCGGAAUCCCACGGCCGGGGAGCUGCACCUCCUGCUGUCGAAGGCGCACGAGCGGCAGCGGGCUGUGCGCAGCUGCACCGGCCUCCUUAAAUUCCUGAACCACAGGCUCCUCCUGGACCCGAAAGAGGACUUCAAGCGGACGGGGCAGCUGCUGGGCAUGCUGGGCAUCCUGUGCCGGGACCCCGACCAGGCCACCCAGCGCGCCAGCCUGGAGGGCGUCGGCCACCUCUACCAGCUCCUGCUGCGGCAGAGAGGCGAGGAGCCACCCGAGGUCACGAAGCAGCUCACAGUGACAGAGCUGAUGGACCUGGCCUGGACCGCCGUCGAUGGCCUGGGCGCCACCAGCCCCUUCUGCGUGCGGGCGGCCGCAGAGGCCCUGCUGGCCGUCGUCCAGGAGCAUGGGGCCCAGCUGGAGACGGUCGCCCACCUGGGCCGGGCCAUCCACCUGCGUCUCUGCUCGGUCCGCAUCCCCCAAGCCAAGGAAAAUACCCUGCGCGCCAUCACCCUGCUGGCCCGCAGCCACGCCUCGGAGCUGGUCACCACCUUCCUGGACAUCUCCAUCGCCCUGGACAGCCACGCCCUCUGCCUGUGGCGGGCCCUGGGCGCCGAGCUGCACAUGAGCCACCAGGUGCUGGCCAUGCUGCUGGGCUGCCUGCGGGAGAGGCCCCUGCCCACGGGCGCCGGCAGCCCCCCCAAGGAGAAGCCGUACCUGCGCUCCCUGGCCGUGAGCUACAAACUGGACCGCCUGCACCCUGACCCCAGAGCCCCACGCUGGGCGCCCAGGGACGCUGGCCCAGUGACGGCCCCCCGCCCGCACAGCACAUCCCUGGAGGCGCUGAAGAGCCUGCUGUCCACCACGGGGCACUGGCAGGACUUUGCCCACCUGGAGCUGCAGAGUGCCUGGGAGCUCCUGGCCGCGGUGCACACCUACCCGCAGGGCGUGGGCCUCCUCGCCAGGGCCAUGGUGCAGAACAGCUGCCGACAGAUCAAGGCGGUGACCGUCCAGCUGCUGCCCCAGCUGCAGAGCCCGGAGGGGCGGGAGCGCAGGGCGGCCGUGCUCGUCCUCAUGGAGUUCCUCUACAGCCCCGCCCUGCUGGACGUGCUCCCCAGAGACGAGGCCCUGACCUUGCUCUCACGGAGCCUCUGGGACCCCGACCCCCAAGUCCGCGUCUGGAGCCUGCAGGGCCUGGGGAACAUCCUUUUCCACCCCGAGAAGGUAGGGGCCGCCUCUGACCCCUCCUCCUCUCCUGGAGCUUUCGAAGACCUCAAAGCAGACCCGGAGCCGGGCAUCCGGGAGUUCGCCAGCAGGCAGCUCGCCUUCCUGCAGGAGGUGGCCGGCGCCACGCGGCAGUGA
Messenger RNA from Condylura cristata (star-nosed mole), 2898 nucleotides. It is a transcript of the gene MROH5, whose product is annotated as maestro heat-like repeat family member 5. The record is from RefSeq and is a predicted model, not a curated record. The coding region runs from base 1 to 2898 and encodes 965 amino acids. NCBI's taxonomy places the organism in Eukaryota, Metazoa, Chordata, Mammalia, Eulipotyphla, Talpidae. The transcript has 23 exons. Gene Ontology annotation, cellular component: cytoplasm.